AUGCCAUUUUUACUAGAUGUGUACCAGGCCAGGCCUCAUUGGAGGCACAGCUUUUCUCGCAACUCUGCAUCAUCUUUAACAGAAAAAGAAUUAAGCGGUGUGCUGACUCCCUCUGCCUUCCAGAAGGAGAUGUCUCUCAGCACCAAGGAGAGGCUGGCCAGAGAUAAGAAGCUGAGUCUGCCUCAGAUUGUCCAGCCUCAAGACAAGCAUGAGACCUCCCAUCACAAGUUGUCGGCAGCUGACCCACAGCAGAGCUCAUUUCAGCCUUGCCCACCAGAGGUGGUGUUUCAGAACUACAGCCCUGGGGAGGUGUAUGAAGUGCCCGUGCUGCUGAGGAACAGGGACAAUAUUCCUCACUUGAUGAAGGUCACCUUGGUGAACUCCCCUUAUUUCCAGCUGGUGGGCCCCGAUGACGCGUGCCGCAAGGUGCCACCGGGCCUCUACACGACUGCCCGUGUCCGCUUCACCCCUGGGGUGAACAAGGAUUAUUUCCACGAGCUUGUCUGCAGCACUGAAAGGGAAAAGUUCAUUGUGCCCAUUCGGGCCAUUGGUGCCCGAGCCAUCCUGGACUUCCCUGACCAGGUGGACUUCUCCGUGUGUCCGGUCAAGUCCAGCAGCCAGAAGACUCUGCUGAUUCGCAAUGUUGGUAACCGGGAAGCUCGUUUCCAGCUGAGCACCCAGAGCCUUUUCUCUGUCAUUCCGGCCAUGGGAACUCUGGAUGUUGGUGACAGCAUGCAGGUGGAUGUAGAAUUUCAGCCACUGAAGACUGGUGACCAUUCUGGGUCCCUUGUCGUGCACUACGACACAGGUGAAGAGACCCACACAAGCCUUCAGGGAAGUGCUGUGGAGGCCCACAUCAAGCUGGACAGGGGAACCGUGACCGUUGAGCAGACGUACAUCACACUGUCAAACCACGCGACUGUGCUCAUCCACAACCAGAGUAAUAUCAUAGCCCGCUUCCAGUGGAAGGCUGUUGCUACUGGGGAAGAGGAGCAUCAGCUGGAGCUGAGGCAGUAUCCCAGGGUAUAUCAUCAGCAAAAGGAGAAGCUGAAUGAUUUGCUGAAGGAGCACGGAGUGGACACCACUUUCAUAGAACGCCUUGCUCUUCUCAACAACAGCUUCCAGAGGGAGAUGGCAGAGAUCAGAGAAGAUCUCAUGCUGUUCGACGAUGACAUUUUCUUCCUUGAUCCGAAGGAGGGUGAGAUCUGGCCGAAGUGCUCGGCUGAAAUCAGAGUGUUCUUCAAGCCCCAGAAAGCCCGGGUCUAUAGGCGAGUAGUUUACUGCGACAUCUCAGGCCGUGAGAGGAGGCUGCCCCUGUUCCUCACAGGGGAAGGCCUUGGGCCCCGGCUCUGUUUCGUCUUUAAGGAACUGAACAUCGGGGAGGUUUGUGUCAGAGUAACCCACACAUAUGAGGCGCUCCUGUUCAACGAUGGGCCUAUUGAGGCUCCCUUCAAACUCGUCCCUCCAACCACAGCCAUGGGCUCCAGCUUCAAACUUCUGCCCCAGGAGGGCAUCGUGGCACCAUACAAGCUGCAGGUCAUCGGGGUCUCCUUCUAUCCCACCAUCCUGGGGGAGUUUGAGGAACAAUUCUGCUUCCAUGUGACUGAAUGCCCUAAGCCUGUGACCUUCACUAUCAGGGGCUGCGUGAUGGGACCGACUUUCCAUUUUGAUAUGCCCGCCCUCCCUUUUGGUGACAUGGCCUUUGGUUUUCCUCGCACCUUGAAGUGUUGCCUGUAUAACACCUCCAUGACACCCAUAGACUUCCAGCUCAGCGUUCCUGGGGAUGGCUUGAUGUACCCCAGUGUUAACAGCUACACUCAGAUACACAGAAGCGGUAGGCAGAAUUGGAGGCCAGAAGCUCGAUGUCUUAAGACGCUAAAGCAAUUUGCCAUAAGUCCCUUCAGGGGGACCGUCCGUGCCCUGGGAUCCCAGGAUAUCGAGGUCACCCUGUGUCCCAACAUUGCUGGAAAGUACAAUCUGGAGCUGGUGCUGGACGUGGUUGAUGUUGGCAAGAAGGUGUUGACACUGCCCAUCACAGCCAGAUGCAUCGUUCCUCCACUGCGAGUGCCCAACCCCGUCGUGAUGUUUGGGCACUGCUUUCUAAAGGCCCGCUAUUAUGAGAAGCUGACCGUUGUGAAUGACAGCGACUUUCCUGGCUGCUACUAUGUUCUCCCUCAGGAAGGCAGGGAUGAGGAUUCUGCGAGGUACGCCAGCCCUGUGCCGUCUGGGAUUAUCAAGCCUCACAGCUCGGUGGAGAUCCCAAUUGCACUCGAGGCCCGGCGCCUGGGAGAGUGCACCAUCACUGCUGGGCUGGCCGUGUUUGGGAGACCAGGACCCCCAAAGGAAAUCCUUUUGAAGUUCAUCGGCCAGGGACCCGUUGUUUAUGUCUACCCGCAAGAGAUAAACUUUGGCUCUAUCCCAGUCUUAGAAGAUUGUUUCCAAACUUUGCGACUUGUCAAUCACUGUGAGAUUCCUGCAACCUUCCAGGUAGAGAUGGAAAGGAAAUGCUGCUGCUGGAAAAUUGAGCCCAGUAAAGGAGAGGUCCCCCCUAAUUGUGAGGUGUCCGUGGUUGUCACAGCAAACCUGAAUGACACAGUGAAAUUCCAGGAGAAGAUUAAGGUGUUCGUUGAGGACAGCCUUAUUGCCAUCAUCACUGCCCAGGCUGUGGGCAUUGGCACCACAGUUGUCAUGGACAAGCCUCUCCUUCCGAAGCUCGACUUGAAGUCCCACUUCAGCCUUACUCCCUGCUAUUUCCAUUUCAAAAUGACAAACAGAGGACGACGCAUCCAUCGGCUGUACUGGAGCACAGAAGUUUCCCGCACCUUCCGGCGCCGUACUCGUCCCCCUGCCCGCGGUGGCAAAAGCAAAAAUGCUUCCCAGAUCCCCAGACCUGGCAGCCCCGUGUUUAAGCUGCGGCCACUGCAGGUGGAGCUGAGGCAGGGCGAGUCUGUGGACAUGGUGCUGGAAGCCUGCUCCAGCACUGUCCAGGUGGUGAAGGAGCGGCUGCUGUGUCAGGCUGUCGUGGGGAAAGAGACAACAAAGAAACAGAUAAUGCAAAUGGAUGUCAUCUGCAACUUCAUUUGCCCUGUUGUACAAAUGUCUUCCAGAGCAAUCACUUUCCGUGUGGAAAAGAAACCCGGUGAUGUCCUGGGGCUGCAGUACCAGCCUUUGUCUUUAAAAAACACCUGCCUGCUGCCAUUCAACAUUGUG
Messenger RNA from Motacilla alba alba, 3210 nucleotides. RefSeq names its product hydrocephalus-inducing protein homolog. The record is from RefSeq and is a predicted model, not a curated record. Gene Ontology annotation, cellular component: axoneme. Lineage: Eukaryota; Metazoa; Chordata; Aves; Passeriformes; Motacillidae. Gene Ontology annotation, biological process: cilium movement; axonemal central apparatus assembly. The transcript has 21 exons. The annotation marks the transcript as partial.